AUGGAUGACGAUAUUGCCAUAGAGGUCACGCAAGCUUACACCCUCGGCAUCCCGAAGCUUUUCGCGGCAGUAACGAAAGCGUUUAUCGUGCGGUACCAAAACCUGGAGCCUCUUCGACAGGCUAAUCCAUGGGGCUGCCAUGGCGCACCGAAAUGGGCCGCCGACUGGACAUGGGAUGGACGCAUGAGAUGGACGCGUCCGGAGUCCAGCUUUACUUGUCCACUGUGGGAUCCUUCAAGGCCGGAGCCCGACCCUGCGACGAUAUAUAAUGCUCACGGUGGAGUGCCAGCUCGCUAUGAAUUUUUGGCGAACGAUAUGCUUUUGCGGUGCGGAGGAUUCGUCCUUGACAGAAUCGCUGGACUAGGCGCUCCUGAGGAUGGAUAUUUCAUGUGGGCAAAGCACAGGAUGCAUCAAUGUCCCACUUGGAAAAGUGCCUAUGGAUCAGAAGAAGAAACGAGAAGAGCUCUUCUCAGUACGUUGAUGGGCGGUCGAGUAGCUCACGGAGGAAGGUUUCAAGACCGCCAUCUCGCUCUGUCGAGUCUUCCAUCCAACUUCCACGUUGGGUUUCCGCAAUUCGAACAACGAGGCUGGAAAUGGUUUACAACGCAGGAAGCAUACUACUUCAAGUGGGAAGAGUGGCGUCUAGCACAUAACCAUUUUAUGUUGGAAGGAAAAAGGCUGGAUGAGUACUUUACCGAUUGGUUGCCACAAGAGGCAGAUGAGUCGACGUACAUAGAGGUAUACAAUAGUGCUGAUAGAAUGGUUCAAGAGCGCCGGUUGAUGCUUACGGAGAACGGAUACCUGGGCUGGGCACCGGAUAAUGCUUAUGACGAGGCGGAUGAGAAUAAUGUUAGGGUCGGGGACUUGAUUGCGAUUAUUUUUGGGUGUAGCACGCCGCUUGUUGUGCGUGCAAACGGAGAGUUUUACGAGAUUGUCGGUGAAGCUUAUGUUGAGGGGUUUAUGGAUGGGGAGGGUAUUCGUCUUGUUGAAGGGGGUGAACGAAAGGUGGAAUCUUAUACAUUUGUGUAG
Pochonia chlamydosporia 170 is the source of this 1029-nucleotide messenger RNA. RefSeq lists its product as hypothetical. NCBI's taxonomy places the organism in Eukaryota, Fungi, Ascomycota, Sordariomycetes, Hypocreales, Clavicipitaceae. The transcript has a single exon. The record is from RefSeq and is a predicted model, not a curated record. The coding region runs from base 1 to 1029 and encodes 342 amino acids.